AUGUCUUCCUCGCAGAGUGAAUUAUUUUCUAAGUGGUCUGAGUCGUUCUAUUCAGCAAGACAUAAACUUCUUGCUAUUAGGCGACAAGAAGGAAUUGAAGAAAUAAAGCGAAAGGGAGUAAUUAUUGACAAAGAAGUACCGCUUAAAAUUUAUCUUGAGUUUUGUAAAGGAGAACCACCCAUUUCUGUCAAACACCAUUUGAUCGACGGAAAAAUUGAAGCCUAUGAAAUGCCUCUCGACCUUCAUGGAGUGGUACAAGGAAAGUUAACUGUUAUUAUGGGUAAUUGGAAUGAUCAGUUGCUGAUUUUUGGUGAAAUCGAUAUUAUUGUGGGUACGAAUAGUGUCUAUCAUCCUGAUAUUUGUGUUCGACCAAUAAAUCGCCGACGACUUCAACUCGCACAAGCAAUCAAUUCAACGGGAAAUCCAUACCCAACUCUGGUGGUGGAAAUUGGAAGUACCGAAAGCCUAAACCAUAUGCAUGAUAAUGUAGCAAACUAUUUUUCUCAACGUACCACUAUACAAAUUUAUUUUGUUAUCAAAUUAUUUCCUUCUCGCCAGGAUGGUACUUUUGCGCUUCUUGCAUUGCUUUACCUGCGUAACGACCUAAAUCCAACCAUACCUUUAGUUGUGAAGUCUUUCGGAACAGCGCCUCUUCACCCUAUCACACAAGCGUACCUUAAAGAUACUUUGCACGUUCAGGCCAUUUAUGGUGUCGAGUUUGGAGGGGUUCCCUGUGAUGAUGCAAAUAUCCCUCAAUAUCAAAUAGAUAUUUCGACUGCAUUACUUUUUAACGAUGUUCUUAGCGGUGUUCCUACUGGUGUACCCGAUAAUUUUACUAUAGAUCUAUGGAAAUUAAAAAAAGUAAUUCAGGAAGUUCAGGAUAAUUAG
Molecule: messenger RNA, 888 nt
Organism: Cetraspora pellucida
Lineage: Eukaryota; Fungi; Glomeromycota; Glomeromycetes; Diversisporales; Gigasporaceae
Source: the annotation of a GenBank genome assembly